AUGUCUAAUUUUUUUGAUAACAUAAACCUUAGUGAAUUCGAAUCUUUGAUGAAUACGAAUAAUCUUCAAAGAUUAAAAUUUUAUACUCGUGAACUAUUUGUACGUCAGAAAAAUCUACAAAACGAAAAUACCAGAUUGAUUACAGCUUUAAACAUGAACGAAAAUAAGCUGGAAGAUCGAGAACUUGAAAUUCAACGUAAAGAAUCUUAUAUUAUUAAGCUUCAAACAGAUAUUAGUAAAUUGGAACAUAAGAUUCAAAAUGAUAUUAAUAUUUCAAAAACGGAAAUUAAAAAACUUCAAGGAGAUAUUAAUUUAUUAAAGAUGGAAAUAGAAAUGAAGAAUUCUUUGGUUGGAAAAAAACAGGAAGAUAAUGAUAAUUUGAAAAAAUAUAAUGUUUUUUUAAUGGAUCAGAUUAAAUAUUUACAAGGAAAUAAUAUUUUAGUUAAAAACGAAAUAAAAAGUGAAAAUGUUUUUGAAAAUUAUGAAGGUUCCUCGAAUGAAAUUAAUCAUUUUCUUACUGUCUUUAAUAAUUAUGAAAAAUUUGGAGAGUAUAAAUCUCAGGAACAUGAUUAA
Molecule: messenger RNA, 573 nt
Organism: Scutellospora calospora
Lineage: Eukaryota; Fungi; Glomeromycota; Glomeromycetes; Diversisporales; Gigasporaceae
Source: the annotation of a GenBank genome assembly